Molecule: messenger RNA, 4116 nt
Organism: Lytechinus pictus (painted urchin)
Lineage: Eukaryota; Metazoa; Echinodermata; Echinoidea; Temnopleuroida; Toxopneustidae
Product: G protein-coupled receptor kinase 3-like
Exons: 16
Coding region: 1-1671 (556 amino acids)
Biological process (GO): regulation of signal transduction; G protein-coupled receptor signaling pathway; protein phosphorylation
Molecular function (GO): G protein-coupled receptor binding; ATP binding; G protein-coupled receptor kinase activity
Source: RefSeq, a predicted model, not a curated record
AUGUCUAACAGCACAGAGUCUAGUAAAUCAAAGGACUACAUAACUGAAAUCCUUAAUUCCCUGAAAGGAGAAAUAUUUCAGAAAUUUUUAGAAAGUGAUAAGUUUACUAGGUUUUGCCAGUGGAAAAAUGUAGAACUAAAUAUAAAUGGCAUGUUGUCAAUGAAUGACUUCAGUGUACACAGAAUAAUUGGAAGGGGUGGCUUUGGAGAAGUUUACGGGUGCCGCAAGGCUGACACCGGCAAAAUGUAUGCAAUGAAAUGCCUGGAUAAGAAGCGGAUAAAGAUGAAGUCAGGUGAAACACUUGCCCUCAAUGAAAGAAUAAUGCUUUCUCUAGUUAGUGAGACGGACUGUCCGUUCAUCGUGUGCAUGACGUAUGCAUUCCAAACACCAGACAAGCUUUGUUUUAUCCUAGAUCUUAUGAAUGGUGGUGACCUCCACUAUCACUUGUCACAGCACGGUGUAUUCUCUGAAGAGGAAGUGGGUUUCUAUGCCGCAGAGAUCAUCUUGGGUCUUGAACACAUGCAUGUCCGUAACGUGGUAUACCGUGAUCUCAAGCCUGCUAACAUCCUCCUUGAUGAGAAUGGUCAUGUCCGCAUCUCUGAUCUUGGUCUGGCUUGCGAUUUCUCUUCAAAGAAACCACAUGCUAGUGUAGGUACUCAUGGUUACAUGGCUCCUGAAGUACUGUCCAAGGGAACAGCAUAUGAUUCCAGUGCAGAUUGGUUCUCACUAGGAUGUAUGUUGUUCAAACUUCUUCAUGGACACAGUCCAUUCAGGCAACAUAAAACGAAAGACAAGCACGAGAUUGAUCGCAUGACACUGACUAUGGAUGUUGAAUUUCCUGACAAGAUGAGCGAUGAGAUGCGAUCAUUACUAGCUGGUCUACUACAGAGAGAAGUAGCAAGUAGAUUAGGUUGUGAAGGCAGAGGGGCAACAGAAGUGAGAGAGCAUCCCUUCUUUAAGAAUACAGAUUGGAACCAAGUGUACUAUCAAAAGGUGCAACCUCCCCUAAUACCACCAAGGGGUGAAGUGAAUGCUGCAGAUGCCUUCGAUAUCGGAUCAUUCGAUGAGGAUGAUGUUAAGGGAAUCAAGCUAUCGGAAGCCGACCAGGAACUGUAUAAGAAUUUCCCCGUCACCAUCUCAGAGCGAUGGCAGCAGGAGAUCGCUGAGACGAUAUUUGAAACAGUCAACCAGGAGCAUGACAAGUUAGAGAUGAAACGAAAAGCAAAGAAAAUGGAUGAAGGAAUCUAUGCCAUGGGCAAGGAUUGUAUAAUGCAUGGUAUCCUUCAUAGACUCGGUGGACCAUUCCUCAAUACAUGGCAGAAGCGUUACUUCUAUCUGUUCCCUAACAGGUUGGAAUGGUCUGGUGAUGGUGAUAGGGGUCCAAGUCAGCAAAAUGUGAUUGCACUGGAAGAUGUACUAACGGUAGAAGAAUCAACAAUCAAGGGUUAUAAGAGCAUCACGUUGAAGAUGAAGGCUGGUAAACCAUGCAUUCUACGAGCAGAGUCUGAACCAGAAUAUGUGCAGUGGUUCAAAGACAUCCGUAGCACGUUUGACGAGGCACAGCGCAUGCUGAGGAAAGGACCCAAGAUGUUUGCUACCCAAGGUUCGUCUACUGAUAUCAUGCGCCACCAUCCCCCUCUUGGCCAACGCAACAGCAAUGGCCCCCACUAACCACACCCCAAACUCUACCCGUCCCAGUAACCCACCCUCCCUCCCUCACUCACCCUACCCAUCACCAUCAUAUACCACUACUUUAAUCCACUGAUGCCUCAAGUCUCUCAUUACCAUAGGUGUUGAUACAUAAAUUGCUUUGUUCUGGAGUGUUGUGGGUUAAUUAUGUCUCUUUGAAUUCAGUUUUAUGAGAUAGUUCUCCUACUGCCAUUAAGCUAUGAUACAUCAGCCAAUAAAUAAAUCCUUCCGCAAUAAGAAAGCCCUCUACUCUUCUCUAUCCAUAGUUUUAAGAUAAGAUUGAUAUUGGUGUGACCCGAAACCCUUUUUCCCUGGUCUUCUUGAUAUUGAAAUAUUUCUUAGUCUCCUCUGGACUCUCAGAGGUUGGUACAGAUUUCUUUUUUGGAGACGACUCUAAACUUUAUCAGAGAUUUUUACAUGUGACUAGGUGAUUUUCUCUCAGUGCUAAAUUUCAUAAUCAUAUUGUAAGCUGAUGAUGCUAGUCUUGUUAAACAAAAUAACUAAAAUGCAUGCAAUGACUAAUAAUUAACACCUGCCUAAUUAUUCAUUUUUAUUUAAUGACAUUGCUCUUCAGAUCAAUAUACUAAUCCUUUUCUCACUAUUACCCUAAACUAAUCCAGGUUAGGAGUAGGAUUCCUUUUCUAACCCAAUCCAAUGAUCAUAUAUUUCUUGUAAGUUUUGAGCAGAAUCAGGCAGCCUGAACUGACAGAUAUUUUAUCUUGAUUCUCUGUAGUUGCUAAAUUUGAAAUUAAAAGUUUGAAGUCUGUAUUGUUUCUGAAAUGUGGCAAAGAUGGAAGUGACAAGCUGAGAGAAACUCUUUAUUACCUUGAAUUUGGUUUAGAUACAAGCUUCUCAUCAAGGUUCAUGUGAUGUGAAUGAUCCAUAACACUCCAGAUUCUAUUCAAUUGGAAAAUUGAAAUAACAACCCUGAUUGGUUACUAUUUUUAUGACCAAAUGCUCAUAGUAUGAUGAUGAUUAUUGGUCUUUAGCACCUUGUAAUUGAUUGCAAAUCCAUCCAUUACAGAUCUAUGUUGCAGCUCUUCAGGAUUUUGUUGAAUUAUUAACAAAAUAUGAGAUGUGCAUGAUAAUCGUUACAAAACAAUUUGGGACCCACUGGCAAGAUAAUAUUUACAUGUUAUGGAGGGGGAAAGGUAGUUUAGAAACCAUUUUUAAAAACAAAAAUGGGAAUGUUCUUUUGAUUAUGUGUGAGAAACCCAAGAGCUUAAAAAUGGACAAGGAUAAAGAAAACAAUAUUUGCUGAGCCUAUAAUGAGAACUAUAGUUGCCUUUGUAUAAAGAAAAUAUAAUUAUUUAGUGCAGUAUUAGUUCUAUUGUUGUGUGUUUAAUAAUAAUGGACUGAGUUUCUUUCUAUUUAUGAUGCAGAGGGACAUUGCAUAUUCUGGGAGUGAAUGUUUAGGAUAAAUUUAUUGGACUAGAUUUUUUUCCCCCAAGAAUUGAAAAAGUCAUGAUAAUGGAGUCUUGUGGCUAAACCGAUAGUAUUUAGGACUAUGAUCUUACAGUCGAUGUAGGUAGUUUAGUGUGUAGACAGUUGUGAUCAAUACAAUAUACUAACAGACAUGAUUAAAUGACUACUCAUAUGCUCUGAUAGUCAAGAGAUUUUUCAAUAUAUUCUUGAUACUUGAGAAAUUUGCAAGUAGAUUCCUAUGAAAUUUAGCCACAAAUUGACAUUAUGCAUCAUACUUCAGUAAUGAGGAACCUUUAUGAGAACUUAGUUUUUAAUGUUUUAUUCAUGUAGAGGAAGGGUUUGCUUGCAGUUUGAUUUCAGAUAUCUAGUCAACAGUAUGGAUUGUAUUUCUUAUCAUUUUAGCAUAUUUUGAUUUUAGUUUUCUAUCAAUCAUAGUCAAUUUGCGUAAAGCAAUUGCAUUUUUUGUGUGAAUAUUAAGAAUAUGUAAAGUGAACUUAUUACAAAAAAUAUCAAUCAUUUUGGUAUUUCUUACAGUCUUGACGUAGAGAUGCAUAGUGUGUGUAAUAUGAGAGGAAAAAAUGUCAAUAACCUCAUUGUUUGUACACGCAGAAUUAUUAUCAGUGUGCUACUUAUGAGGAAACAAAUCAAUAUGAAUAUGCAUUUGUUCACGGGAAGACGCCGGUAGUCAAGUCAUAAAAUUUAUUUGCAUUAAAUGACAACGAUUGCAAAUCGUGCUGUGCACAAUAUAUAUAUAUAUAAAAUAUAAUACUUUUCAUCAAUGCCUGAUGUAGAUGUAUAGUUGAGGAAAAUGAAGAUUGUUUUCAAUGGUGCAUGGCUUUGUACAAUGAAACAGCAUGUAAUGUUUAUAAACCAAGAAGAGAAGAAUGUAUGUUAUUAAUUAGAAUGUGUUCGUUAGAGAUCACAGAUUUGUAAUGAUACAAAUAUUGAGUAUUUAUCACCUAAAAAUAUGAAUGGAUAAUUACUUGUAAAGAAAGAGAAAUC